AUGCAAGAUAUUGUUGGCUUACACAACGAUGAAAUCAUGAACGGCAUCUUUACGCUAAAAGAAGUUGAUAGUGUUGUAUAUGAGGUUGAUUGCAUGAUGGUUGACAAAGAAGUUUUGGCCGAAGACCGGACUACCGUGACUAGCGUGAAAGUAAAUAAUGUUGUAGAAUGCUUCCGUUUGCAUGAGAUUUUCUUCGAUAAGAAGGGAUACCUGACUUAUUUGAUGGAUUACAUGAAGAGCAUUGAAAAAGCGCUGGAGGGCAACAAUGCAACGGCCGAUGAGAUUUCGGUAUUCAAAACAAAUUCUCGGCAAUUUGGGCAAAAAAGGUUAUUGAGAAAUUUGAUGAAUAUAAAUUCUAUUUGGGUGAAAAUAUGGACGAGGACGGCAUGUAAGGUGGUUCUCAUGAGGAACCGGGAGGAUGGCGUUACCCCUUAUGUUUCACUGUGGAAGCAUGGUCUCCUAGAAAAGACUGAUUAA
Molecule: messenger RNA, 477 nt
Organism: Talaromyces proteolyticus
Lineage: Eukaryota; Fungi; Ascomycota; Eurotiomycetes; Eurotiales; Trichocomaceae
Product: Mss4-like protein
Exons: 3
Coding region: 1-477 (158 amino acids)
Cellular component (GO): cytoplasm
Molecular function (GO): calcium ion binding
Source: RefSeq, a predicted model, not a curated record